Eremothecium gossypii ATCC 10895 is the source of this 408-nucleotide messenger RNA. Its product is annotated as cornichon family protein. Gene Ontology annotation, biological process: endoplasmic reticulum to Golgi vesicle-mediated transport. Gene Ontology annotation, cellular component: COPII-coated ER to Golgi transport vesicle; endoplasmic reticulum membrane. The record is from RefSeq and is marked provisional. Bases 1 to 408 code for a protein of 135 amino acids. NCBI's taxonomy places the organism in Eukaryota, Fungi, Ascomycota, Saccharomycetes, Saccharomycetales, Saccharomycetaceae. The transcript has a single exon.
AUGGGCGCGUGGCUAUUUGUGUUUGCGUUCGUUAUGAACGCAGUCAGCAUGUUCCUGCAGGUGCACUUCACAAUCAUGUAUGCGGAUCUGGAGGCGGAUUACGUCAACCCCAUUGAGCUGUGCUCAAAGGUCAACCGGCUAAUAACGCCCGAGGCGGGUGUGCAUGCGUUCAUCUCUCUGCUCUUCCUGCUGAACGGGUACUGGUUUGUGUUCUUGCUGAACCUGCCGGUGCUCUUCUACAACGCGAAGAAGAUAUACCACAAGAUGCAGCUGCUGGACGCGACGGAGAUCUUCCGCACGUUGUCGAAGCACAAGCGGGAGUCGUUCCUGAAGCUGGGCUUCUACCUGCUGCUGUUCUUUUUCUACCUGUACCGCAUGAUCAUGGCGCUGAUCGCGGAGGACAACUGA